UGGGCCGCCUCCACAGGCAAACCAAAAAUUCCAAAGAGAUCUAUAGCAUUCAAGAUGGCGGCCAACACGAGCUAUUUCGCCAGACAAUAUGUGAUGGACAAAAAAAGACAAGCAGAGGCUGGCAAACAGAAAUGCCAGAAAUGUCUCCAGAUUGGGCAUUGGACGUAUGAAUGUACAAACAAGCGGAAAUACCUCCAUCGGAUGUCCCGUACUACAGUCAUGAACAAAAAGCGGAAGGCUUUGGCAUCGGCACUGACACAGGGGGGUCAAAAUACAAGCAAUUCAGAUGAAAAUGCUAAGAAAAAGAAAGAUGAAAGUGAAAGCUCUGACUCGGAAGACAGUUCUAGCUCUGAAUCAUCCAGCAGCAGUAGCAGUGAUAGUGAAUCUGAUAGCAGUGAAUCAAGCAGCGAGUCCAGUUCAGAAGACAUCUCAUCAGAAUCAGACACUGAAUCACCCAAAAAGAGACCAUCCAAAAAACAUGACCAGCAUAAAAAGUCCAGUAAAAGACAUAAAUCAAGCAAAAGUAAGAAGAAAAGAAAGUGAGACUGAUAUAGCCAAUAAUCAAGGUUUGGACAUUACUGAGUGAAAAUCAAUGUGAAAACUCUGUGCAUCAAUAUGACAAAGCCUCACAAUGCUAUAGGGAACAGUUAACACAUUCGUAAGAACAUAAAAUUGUUUAAUUAUUUCUUAAUUAUUCUUAUUGUUUUCUAAUUAGUUUUUAUUAUUUUUAGUUGUUGUUCAGUUUUGACAUCUAGGAUGCUGUGCACAGAUAACCACAAAUUUUUUACCUACUUAUUUAGGUAAAUAAAUUUUGUCAAAGUUUUAUUACAGUGAAAACUCUAACAUAGCUUACUCAAAUUCCCUUCUAACUGUUUUAGUUUUGCUUGAGAUCUUGAGUUAACAGGAUUAUAUAUAUACCUAUUUCAAAUAAGGUUGCACUCGGAGAAUCUUUGUGUCGUAACCCGAAGUGCUUCAUGGGUAUCAAAUAAAUAAUAAAAUAUUUGUAAAUGAAAAGAAACACAGUCUUAGAAAGCUUUUGCAGUUUUGUUUAUGUACCUCUUAACGUUCACAUUGCAAUUAGAGACCAGGAGUUAGCCUUGCAGGUGCAACCUUCAUUGAAACAGGUGUAUACUCUUUCUUAAUCAUGACUUUUUUACAUGCUUCCAGUACAACAGUAAAACUGUGAACUCCAAAAAUAUUUAUGGAAUGUUUGUUUCAACUAAUUACACACAAGGUAUUUAUUCAAACAGUCAAAUAGAAUCCAAUCUUACAGUACCAAGUUUCAGUUGUCUAAAUUUUCACUUGUGAUGUAGAGGAUCCCAUUAAAUACAUAUUUUUAAUA
Messenger RNA from Nematostella vectensis (starlet sea anemone), 1342 nucleotides. RefSeq names its product zinc finger CCHC domain-containing protein 10. Gene Ontology annotation, molecular function: zinc ion binding; nucleic acid binding. Bases 55 to 543 code for a protein of 162 amino acids. The transcript is spliced from 4 exons. Lineage: Eukaryota; Metazoa; Cnidaria; Anthozoa; Actiniaria; Edwardsiidae. The record is from RefSeq and is a predicted model, not a curated record.